AUGGCUAUGGUAUACAGGAAUUCAAUACCAAAUGUCACAUCCAGGCUGGUUUCAACCCGACGAAUCCGGCGGCGGACCAUCACCUUGUCCAAUGGGGUCCACAGUCAAGCAGCCUCGACAAGUGCACAGAGGGAGAAUCACCCCGUGCCAGAGUUUGUACCGCCUGGGAUCGGACUUGCUACACCACGAGAGGUAAAGGAAUACCGUUUACUCGUACAAUAUCUCAACCAAUUCAUUGUCGGACAAGAAACCGCCAAGAAGGUGCUCUCCGUUGCUGUCUACAACCACUACAAUCGCGUACGAGCAAACUUGGAAUUGGCCAUGUCCAACGAGGACCGACUGCGAACGGACCCGGAGAUCGAGGAUGCCCCUGACGCACAUGACGGGGUCUCUUCAGCGACAAUCAGGCCAAUACGAAACGUCGCCAAAACACCACCACCACUCUCGCUACGUCCCCGACAACUCCCGCUAUUCGAGAAGAGCAACGUCCUCGUCAUCGGUCCAACAGGUUCAGGCCUAAUGGACGAGUCAACGUUGGCAGGCAAGACACUACUCGCUAAGACCCUCGCAAGGGUCCUAGACGUCCCCUUUUCAGCCAGCGAUGCCACAUCAUUUACCCAGGCCGGAUAUGUCGGAGAGGAUGUCGAGAUGGCUAUCCAACGACUACUUCAAGCAGCCAACUGGGACCCAAUCCGAGCCAGUAUGGGCAUAGUCUAUAUAGACGAAGUCGACAAAAUCGCACGACGCACAAGUUCAGGCUCCGAGGGUUCACGAGAUGUAGGCGGCGAAGGUGUCCAGCAAGCCCUCCUACGAAUGUUGGAAGGUUCAGUGGUCACAGUACAAGCUAAAGGCGCGGUGCACGCCGAACCCCCAGGGAAAGGUGAGGGGAUUGGGAGGACGGGUCAAAGGGCUCCUCAGGUUGCUCCACAACCGGAGGUAUACCACAUCGACACGAGCAACGUCCUUUUCAUCCUAAGCGGAGCGUUCGUGGGACUGGAAGGAAUCAUCAAACAAAGAGUGGCCAAAGGGUCAAUUGGUUUCACAGCCAACAUCCUUCCUGACUCUGCAACGCCAUUCUUCACUCCGAACAGAAAGUCCGGGAAAGACAGUCUGCUAGAGAUGGUCGAGACACAGGAUCUCGUGAAAUACGGCUUCAUCCCAGAAUUCAUAGGUCGCCUCCCCUCCAUAACAACUCUGUCCCCACUCACAAUCCCCGACCUCCGACGAAUCCUAACCGAGGUCAAAGGUUCCCUAAUGUCCCAAUACCAAGCCCUCUUCGGCUACUCGGGCGUUGAAAUCCGGUUUACGAGUAGCGCGCUUGACGAGAUUUGUAGGAAGGCUGCUGAGAGGGGUGGAGGUGCGAGGGGGCUGCGAGGGAUCAUGGCGAUCCGUCACGUCUUGAUUACAGAAGAUGUUGUCAAAGGAAAGGCUUCCCCUGGUUACUGGAAAGAGGGUGGUGGUGUCGCCUUCUGGGAAGCCUGGGCGUCUGAAGAGCACCGAUAUAGCAAGACGCACGGGAAAGCUUAA
Molecule: messenger RNA, 1527 nt
Organism: Coprinopsis cinerea okayama7#130
Lineage: Eukaryota; Fungi; Basidiomycota; Agaricomycetes; Agaricales; Psathyrellaceae
Product: ATP-dependent Clp protease ATP-binding subunit ClpX
Exons: 15
Coding region: 1-1527 (508 amino acids)
Biological process (GO): protein catabolic process; proteolysis
Cellular component (GO): mitochondrial matrix
Molecular function (GO): ATP hydrolysis activity; ATP binding
Source: RefSeq, a predicted model, not a curated record